AUGGCGGCGCAGUGCUGCUGCCGCAAGGCGCCCGGCGCCGAGGCCGCGCCCGCCCGCCCGCCGCCCGAGCCGCCGCCCGCCCUGGACGUGGCCUCGGCCUCCAGCGCGCAGCUCUUCCGCCUCCGCCACCUGCAGCUGGGCCUGGAGCUGCGGCCCGAGGCGCGCGAGCUGGCCGGGUGCCUGGUGCUGGAGCUGUGCGCGCUGCAGCCGGCGCCCCCCGCGCUCGUGCUCGACACGCACCCGGCCCUGCGCCUGCACUCGGCCGCGUUCCGCCGCGCCCCCGCCGCCGCCUCCGAGACGCCCUGCGCCUUCGCCUUCCCCGCCCCCGGGCCGGAGCCCCCACGGCCGACCUUCCCCGAGUGCCCCGGCGCCGAGCCUGCCUGCUGCCCGCUGGCCUUCAGAGUGGACCCGUUCACCGACUACGGCUCCUCGCUCACCGUCACGCUGCCCCCCGAGCUGCAGGCGCACCAGCCCUUCCAGGUCAUCCUGCGUUACACCUCGACCGACGCUCCCGCUAUCUGGUGGCUGGACCCGGAGCUGACUUAUGGCAAUGCCAAGCCCUUCGUCUUCACGCAGGGCCACUCCGUGUGCAACCGUUCCUUCUUCCCUUGUUUUGACACGCCUGCCGUGAAGUGUACCUACUCAGCGGUCGUCAAGGCCCCCGUGGGCGUGCAGGUGCUGAUGAGUGCCACCCAGAGCACAUACGUGCAGGAGGAAGGAGUCUACCACUUCCACAUGGAACACCCAGUGCCCGCCUACCUCGUGGCCCUUGUGGCUGGAGACCUCAAGCCAGCGGACAUCGGGCCUAGGAGCCGAGUGUGGGCCGAGCCGUGCCUCCUGCCCACAGCCACCAGCAAGCUGUCCGGCGCCGUGGAGCAGUGGCUGAGUGCGGCCGAGCGGCUCUACGGGCCCUACAUGUGGGGCAGGUACGACAUCGUCUUCCUGCCCCCGUCCUUCCCCAUCGUGGCCAUGGAGAAUCCUUGCCUCACCUUCAUCAUCUCCUCCAUCCUGGAGAGUGACGAGUUCCUGGUCAUUGACGUCAUCCACGAGGUGGCCCACAGCUGGUUUGGCAAUGCAGUCACCAACGCCACGUGGGAGGAGAUGUGGCUGAGCGAGGGCCUGGCCACCUACGCACAGCGCCGGAUCACCACGGAGACCUACGGUGCCGCCUUCACCUGCCUGGAGACCGCCUUCCGCCUGGAUGCCCUGCACAGGCAGAUGAAGCUGCUGGGAGAGGACAGCCCGGUCAGCAAGCUGCAGGUCAAGCUGGAGCCAGGCGUGAACCCCAGCCACCUGAUGAACCUGUUCACCUAUGAGAAGGGCUACUGCUUCGUGUACUACUUGUCCCAGCUCUGCGGAGACCCCCAGCGCUUCGACAGCUUCCUCCGGGCCUACGUGGACAAAUACAAGUUCACCAGUGUCGUGGCCCAGGACCUGCUGGACUCCUUCCUGAGCUUCUUCCCAGAGCUAAAGGAGCAGAGUGUGGACUGCCGGGCAGGGCUGGAGUUCGAGCGCUGGCUCAAUGCCACGGGCCCGCCUCUGGCUGAGCCGGACCUGUCUCAGGGAUCGAGCCUGACCCGGCCCGUAGAGGCCCUGUUCCAGCUCUGGACCGCGGAGCCCCUGGACCAGGCAGCUGCCUCCGCCAGCGCCAUUGACAUCUCCAAGUGGAGGACCUUCCAGACGGCACUGUUCCUGGACCGGCUCCUGGAUGGGUCCCCACUGCCCCAGGAGGUGGUGACCAGCCUGGCCCAGUGCUACUCCUCACUGCUGGACUCGAUGAACGCCGAGAUCCGCAUCCGCUGGCUACAGAUUGUGGUGCGCAACGACUACUACCCGGACCUGUACAGGGUGCGCCGCUUCCUGGAGAACCAGAUGUCACGCAUGUACACCAUCCCGCUGUACGAGGACCUGUGCACAGGCGCCCUCAAGUCCUUCGCCCUGGAGGUCUUCUACCAGACGCAGGGCCGGCUACACCCCAACCUGCGCCGCACCAUCCAGCAGAUCCUGUCCCAGGGCCUGGGCCCUGGCACCGAGCUCAGCGGGGAGCCAGGCGGUGCAGCCGUGGACGUCGACUCGGACUCACAGGCCCUGCUGCUUGGGGACGAGGCCCCUGGCAGUGCCAUCUCUCUCAGGGACGUCAACGUGUCCGCCUAGCCCUCCGCACCCCACCCCCGACACCAUGAUUGUGCCUUCUGUGCCCGGGUUGCCGUGACUGUGCCUUGGCUCCGGCCAUGAGCGCCGCCCGGGCUCCCCCAGCCCCAGCCCCCUCGUGUCUGGCAGGGGCCUGCGGAACCACCCAAUCCCCUGCCCACCCUCUUGCACUGCAGGCCCCUGGCUGGCCAGCACACGCCACACCUCCGUCUCAACACUGACAGCCGUGCCAGACCCGGACACCAGCACUUGCUGGGCGCUGCCCCCAGGCCCACGGCCACCACCACAUUGUGCCUUAUGUCUGCGAGGAGGUCUGGCCCCCGCUGUCCUACAGAGCCCUCCCCCUUACCCCUAGCCUGGGUGUGGCAGCUUCCAGGGCCCCUGGCACAGGGACCACGGCGUGUGUAUCCCCCAUGUGUGGGGGUGAGGGCUGCUGGGAGCAGGUGCCCUCCCCUGCCCGACCCAGGGGAAGCCUUAGCUCUGUGGGGAUACAGGGUCUGGCCCCCAGGGAGGUGGGCACUGGACACUGUCCACCUCGCUGCCUGGGAGGUGCAGGGCACUGCUGUUCCCUGGGGACUGGGGAGGGAUACCGCUGCUCUUCGGGAAGCAGUGGGCAGGGGGCCCUGGCCUAGGACUGCUGUAUGGGGAGUCUCGGUGGACAUCCCAUUAAACUUCCACUCUGCA
This is a messenger RNA of Ochotona curzoniae (black-lipped pika), 2835 nucleotides long. RefSeq names its product arginyl aminopeptidase like 1 (gene RNPEPL1). Gene Ontology annotation, biological process: proteolysis. The transcript has 11 exons. Gene Ontology annotation, molecular function: zinc ion binding; metalloaminopeptidase activity. NCBI's taxonomy places the organism in Eukaryota, Metazoa, Chordata, Mammalia, Lagomorpha, Ochotonidae. The record is from RefSeq and is a predicted model, not a curated record. The coding region runs from base 1 to 2154 and encodes 717 amino acids.